AUGAAGCUCCACCCCAAGCACGUCCUCAAGAAGCCUUACUCCUGCUCCGCCGCUGCCGCCGGCAUCGGCAUCAUUGUCCCCAAGAUCGUCAUCGUGCCCCCCGACGCCGAGCUCCAGCGCAGCAAGAUUUACUUCCUCAUGCUUCUCCCGCUCCACAGCCGCUCCAAGAAAUAG
Molecule: messenger RNA, 174 nt
Organism: Linum tenue
Lineage: Eukaryota; Viridiplantae; Streptophyta; Magnoliopsida; Malpighiales; Linaceae
Source: the annotation of a GenBank genome assembly